This is a messenger RNA of Pyrus x bretschneideri (Chinese white pear), 1272 nucleotides long. RefSeq lists its product as uncharacterized. The record is from RefSeq and is a predicted model, not a curated record. NCBI's taxonomy places the organism in Eukaryota, Viridiplantae, Streptophyta, Magnoliopsida, Rosales, Rosaceae. The transcript is spliced from 3 exons. Bases 472 to 1221 code for a protein of 249 amino acids.
AGCCGUGGAAAAGCAUAUUGCCCAUGUGAAGAUCCUGAACACGAUAGGAGUUAGGGUAUAAAGUUAGAGAACAAUUGUUAUCAUUGGUAAAUCUAUGAAUGGAAAUAACAUUUGUGGAUGCAUUAGGGCAAAGAAGUGUGUUUGAUAGGUGAAAAUUGGCUUGGGGUGUACGAAUGCAAGUGUUACCAACAUGAGAGAUUUUCAAACAAAUAAUUUUUUGCUGGGUUUGACAGUGUUUAUCUGUUACUAGCUAAAUCUGUCAUUCAAUCGGAAAAUGAGUGGUUCUUCUUUUCUCCACGAGGAAGAAAGUACCCAAAUGGAUCACAAAGUAGAAGGGCAACAGAAUUCGGUUAUUGGAAGGCCACAGGAAAGGAACGUAACGUAAAGUCAAGUUCUAACAUUAUUGGUACAAAGAGGACACUUGUGUUCCACAUAGGUCGUGCACCAAAAGGGGAAAGGACAGAAUGGAUUAUGCACGAGUACUGCAUAAAUGAUAAACCCCAGGAUUCUAUGGUUGUUUGCCGCCUCCGGAAGAACAGUGAGUUUUGUUUGAAUGACACCACAAACCAAGGUUGUUCAAGUCGAACUCCUUUAUCAACUAUGCAAAAUGAUGGAAAUGCCGUCUCUGAAAUUGGUAAUGACCAAGGGGAUAAGGCAGUUGAAUGCAAUUCGAAGAAGUCUACUAGCAGUCAUGAUUCUCAUUCUAUUGAGCAAAUUGAUUCUGCAUCCGACUCCUACCCAAAACCAGUAACAGAUGCUAUGCAGACAGACUCUAAUGGGCACCAGAAGGGUUCUUAUGAUGAAGACUUGUAUGCGGAGAUACUGAACGAUGAUAUAAUCAAACUAGAUGAAUCUUCCGUGCCUGCUGCUCAUAUGAUGCCAGUUGUUGCCAACAACUCAGAUGCUGAACAUCAAUCUCAACAACAUAUGCAAGCCACUUUGUCGCAAGCAGUUCCUUUCCAAGGUACUGCAAACCGAAGAAUCCAUUUGAGAAAGAGAAAGGAAAAGUUUUGUGCAGAAUCACAGAACUCUUCCACCUCAGAGCAAUCACGAAAAGCUUUAGUGAAUUGGAUGGACGAUCGACUUAUGUUAUUAUAUGUAUUUUUUGUUUUUCUGGUACUGCUGGCUGUGUUUCUAUCCAAUUUUUGUUUUCCUGACGUUGCUGGCUCUGUUUCUGCUCGCUUUGGAAGGAUCCUGGCAAGUCAAAAACAUCACAUGUAAGUAUUUGCAAAGGCUUUCUGCCAUAAACGCUAAUAGUAGACUUCUUUUUCU